AUGGCCAAAGAUCAAAAAGCUAUCGAAAGUAAAAAAAGAAAGAAGGAAGAAUCUGAAUCAGAAACUGAGUCAAGUGAGGAAAACAAUGCUUCAUCAUCUUCAGAAUCAGAAUCAGAAGAUGAAUUAAAAGUUGUUGGUGAAGGUUCAUCCUCAUCAAAGAGCACUUUUACCAAAAAGGAAUCAGCUGCCAAAGAUGAAUCAAGCAAUACCAAAACUGAUGAUGACUUAAAAGUAUUUGUUGGUCAAUUACCAUCAGGUGUUACUGAAUACGACUUAAAGGAAUACUUCUCUGAAUGUGGUGACAUUUCAAACAUUAAAAUCUUAAAUAGUAACCCACAAAGAGUUGCCGCUUUCAUCACUUUUGCCGAUGAAAAGGGUAGAGAUACUGCCAUCACAUACAACGGUAAAGACUUCAACGGUCAAGGUAGUCUCAGAAUCAAUGGUGCCAAUAGCAAGCCAUCCGACGGUGAAGGUGAACCAACCACAAUCGUCUGUAGAAAUAUUGCAUUCACUGUCGAUGAAACCCUCGUUAAAGAAUUCUUCUCUAAAUGUGGUUCCAUCAGUCGUGUCUCCUUACCAGUCUAUGAAGAUUCUGGUAGAUUAAAGGGUUUCGCCUUUGUCAGCUUCGACUCUGAAGAUGCCGUUGAAAAAGCUAUUGCACUCACUGGUACUAAAUUCGAAGGUCGUGAAAUUCAAGUUGAAAGAAGUCAACGUGGUGGUGGUAGAUCAUCAUCAUUCGGUCGUGGUGGCGGUCGUGGUGGUUUCGGCGGCGGUCGUGGUGGUCGUGGUGGUUUUGGUAACGGCGGUGGUCGUGGUGGUUUCGGUGGUGGUCGUGGAGGCGGUCGUGGUGGUAGCGGUGGUCGUGGUGGUUUCGGUAACAAACGUGGUAGAUUCGAAUAA
Messenger RNA from Dictyostelium discoideum AX4, 900 nucleotides. Its product is annotated as RNA-binding region RNP-1 domain-containing protein. The record is from RefSeq and is a predicted model, not a curated record. The transcript is spliced from 3 exons. Bases 1 to 900 code for a protein of 299 amino acids. NCBI's taxonomy places the organism in Eukaryota, Evosea, Eumycetozoa, Dictyosteliales, Dictyosteliaceae. Gene Ontology annotation, molecular function: RNA binding; nucleic acid binding.